Messenger RNA from Erpetoichthys calabaricus (reedfish), 944 nucleotides. RefSeq names its product nuclear apoptosis-inducing factor 1-like. The transcript has 2 exons. Gene Ontology annotation, cellular component: nucleus. NCBI's taxonomy places the organism in Eukaryota, Metazoa, Chordata, Cladistia, Polypteriformes, Polypteridae. The record is from RefSeq and is a predicted model, not a curated record. Bases 318 to 944 code for a protein of 208 amino acids.
UCAUGCAUAACGCCGUGCAUAGAAUUCGCACUAUACCAUGACAUAAGCACAAAAGCCGAAAUGUGCUUACGCACAGAAAAAUCCAGAUGCAGGAAUCUGAACAUUCACCAACUUCUGCGUUCUUCCGCUAACUAAAUCCCACUCAGCGUGGAAAUUAACGCAUGUGCACGUACCUACUGCCCCACCCCAACUCCUCCCAGAAUUACGCCUCUUUGAAUAUGCAAAUCAAUAUAAAUAGCCCCUUACCUUCAGCGCUUCAGCAAGACAAUGGCGAAAGCACGUGAAAAAACAAAAAAAAAAACUUCAGCAAAUGUGAAAUGGAGGUCCUGCUAGCUGAAAUAGAGGCCAGGAAAAAUGUUUUAUUUGGCAACUUAGGAAGUGGCAUUAGUAACAAAAGGAAAUUGAUGGAGUGGCAUAGCGUGGCGGACGCAGUCAGGAGUGCUGGAGCAGAAAAUCGUACUGUGACCGAAUUAAAAAAGAAGUCGUCAGACAUCAAAGUUGCCAUGAAAAGGAGAGUCGCAGCUCAUUGUCUGCAUGUUAGCUCCACUGGAGGAGGUACUGAACUUCCGGAGCUCACACCGUUUGAGCAGCGAGUUGCAGCAAUUAUUGGUGACACACUCAUUGUCUGCAUUUUACCUGCGGGUGAGGGAGAUACUGACAUCACCGCAGGUGCCGACAAUAGUACAAAAGCUGACCCAAAUGAGGAGGACAUGGUUCCGGGCGAUGAUGGUGCUGCUUCUGUGCUGACCACAUCUUCGGGCGGUGGCUGCUCACACACCCCUGCCUCGGAAACUGGUGGGCGAUCAUCUGGCCGUGUCCUGAUUGAUGCAGUCCUAGAAUCUCAAAAUGCAUUGGUGGAUGCGGUGAGAGAUGUGGCCAAUGAACUAAGAAAGGCUGUAUUGUAUGACAUUAGCAAAAAAUUAACUGAUUUGGUGAAAAAAUAA